AUGUUGUUGGCUGGACGUAUCUUGCUUUUGUUCUUGUUCUUCUUUACUUUAGAGGAGUAUAAUCAAAGAACUAUUGUGAGUUUUGUAAUUUUAUGAUCAUUACCUAGUGUAGCAUACCUUUAUAGUCAACACAAAAAGACAGUAAUAUUGUGUUGCUUAUAACGAGAGCCUUCGUUAUCUGACGGUUUUUAAAAAUUGAUCUUCAGACUGUCUUUCUCAUAGCCCUAGUGCUAAUGGUGUGUAUUGUGCUAGGCUACAAGACCAAGGUAACUGCUUCCUUGUUGGUCGUAUGGCUUACUGUAGUUAAUUUGAUGGUAAACUCGUAUUGGAAUGAAUCAACUGAAAAGAUCACAUGGUACCAAAAGAAAUUUGCCUUUUUUGAAACUUUGACUGUAAUUGGAGGACUGUUACUGAUUAUCUGCCAUGGACCUGGUGGUGUUUCUGUUGAUAACUACUUCAAAACAAAAUAG
Molecule: messenger RNA, 470 nt
Organism: Bursaphelenchus okinawaensis
Lineage: Eukaryota; Metazoa; Nematoda; Chromadorea; Rhabditida; Aphelenchoididae
Source: the annotation of a GenBank genome assembly